GCGCAAUGAGCACGUCAAAGCCGGGCUCAGGCCGGAGCUGGGCGCGGGGCGCCAGGAGCCGCGCGGCCUGAGAAAGUCCGGGGCUUCAGUAGCCGCUCGAAGACUGAGGCAACCUCAGAGGCGAAGGCAGUGCCGGACCUCACAGCCACAGCCGCGGCCCGACCGAGCGCAGCAGCGCGGCGGCCACAGCAGGAACCCCUGGGCCACCGUCCGUCCGCGCAGCCGCCGCCGCCGCGGGAGCCCGUCGCCCGGAGCAGCUGCGGGCGGAGGACAACGGAGGGCCGGAGCGUCCGAGCCGCGCCGCGGGGACCGAGCGAGCAGCCCGAGGCGGCGGCGGCCGAGGACGGGGACGGAGACGACGCGGAGAGGGAGCUCCCUGGCCCGGCCCAGCCCCGUCAAGCAGGUAGAGUGCAGUGGAAGCCUCUGGUGCUGCCGUCAUGCCGUUCCCAUUUGGCAAGUCUCACAAAUCUCCGGCAGACAUUGUGAAGAACUUGAAGGAGAGCAUGGCUGUUUUGGAAAAGCAGGACAUUUCUGACAAAAAGGCAGAAAAGGCUACAGAAGAAGUUUCCAAAAAUUUGGUUGCUAUGAAAGAAAUUCUAUACGGCACAAAUGAGAAGGAGCCUCAGACAGAGGCGGUAGCUCAGCUGGCUCAGGAGCUGUACAAUAGCGGGCUCCUCAGCACCCUGGUGGCUGACUUACAGCUCAUUGACUUUGAGGGCAAAAAAGACGUGGCUCAAAUUUUCAACAAUAUUCUCAGAAGACAAAUUGGUACAAGAACUCCUACUGUUGAAUACAUCUGCACCCAACAGAAUAUUUUGUUCAUGUUAUUGAAAGGGUAUGAAUCUCCAGAAAUAGCUCUUAAUUGUGGGAUAAUGUUAAGGGAAUGCAUCAGACAUGAACCACUCGCAAAAAUCAUUUUGUGGUCGGAACAGUUUUAUGACUUCUUCAGAUAUGUUGAAAUGUCAACAUUUGACAUAGCUUCAGAUGCAUUUGCUACAUUCAAGGAUUUACUUACAAGACAUAAAUUGCUCAGUGCAGAAUUUUUGGAACAACAUUAUGAUAGAUUUUUCAGUGAAUAUGAAAAGCUACUUCAUUCAGAAAAUUAUGUGACAAAGAGACAGUCACUGAAGCUUCUGGGUGAGUUGCUGUUAGACAGACACAACUUCACUAUUAUGACAAAAUAUAUCAGCAAGCCUGAGAACCUCAAGCUAAUGAUGAACCUCCUCCGGGACAAGAGCCGCAACAUCCAGUUCGAGGCCUUUCACGUGUUCAAGGUGUUUGUGGCCAACCCCAACAAGACGCAGCCCAUCCUGGACAUCCUCCUCAAGAACCAGACCAAACUCAUCGAGUUCCUCAGCAAGUUUCAGAACGACAGGACCGAGGACGAGCAGUUCAAUGAUGAGAAGACCUAUUUAGUCAAGCAGAUCAGGGAUCUGAAGAGAGCAGCUCAGCAAGAAGCCUAGUUUCCAACAAACCCCGCCGUCCGUCCGUCCGUCCGUCAGUCCCACCCCAGCUCAGCACUUGCUGUCAGCUCCUCAGCAUCAGGCACUCUAUCGACUCAAUGAGGAGCACUCCCGCUAAUCUGCUGUUAAGUGAACGGUUUUCAUUUUACCUUUUGUUUUUCAGUCCAGGUUGGAGAACGUAGCUGCUGCUGCUUGCACAUUAGAGCGCACGUGGUCUUUCUUUCCCUUGAUCUCUGUGUCCUUUCAGAACUCACAGACUCCAUUUGCUACAGGAGUUCUGAACAUGGCUGGGUUCACAGAAGCAAAUGUAGCGAGCGUGGUCUAGGGGAAGACAGUGAUGACAUCGCUGACACCGGCCUGUCCAUCGACACUGCUCUCUGCAGGUCUGUGCAGUACGGCACGGGUACACCCAUCCCAGCGCCAGAGCAUCCAUCUCUGCUGAAGGAAGACGGCGUAUACAGGGAUUGUUGGAGAUCAGAAGGGAGAACUGUAUCCAGUGUGAACUUUGGGGAGGAUAAAGUUGAUGUGCAAAUAAAUUGAUCCUGAAACUUAGCAAAUUCUCGAGUGUGGAGCUUCAUAAGGUCAUAAGAAAGUGUAUAUAUGCUUUUUCACAGCUUUCUAGAACUUUUGACAUUUGAUUUUCUUGAAACUUGUAAACCUGGAUAUGUUGAAGGGUGUUUGUUAAUUUUACUUUUGAAGGUGUUUUAAAACAGUAGAGCUAGCGACCAACACCUUAUGUUUCAUUUCAACACUUGCUUACAGGUUUCUUUUGUAUAUAAUUCUUAGAAUGCUCAUUUCUUUUAAAUCGUUUAAUUUGUACAGCAGAGGAAUGUUAUUGUAGUAGUAUGUAACUAUUACCUGAGUUUUGCAAAAAAAAAAAAAAAAAAAGAAUGCUCAUAUGUAAUUGAAAUACUUGAGAUUACAUGAAAAUGCUGAUUUUAACAUUUAAGGAUCACAGCAUUAAAAGACAAAGAACCAAUCCCUUGUAUUCAGUCGCCCACUGGGGUGCCGUUGGCAGGCAGAGCUACACACCAGGAACUCGGUCUGCUAUAUAUUCUUGCAGAAUAUUGGCUUAUUCAUUUAAAAUGAGUCCUAAGAUUGCCAUAUCUAUGAAUGAUACCGAUUAUGCUAAAUAAUGCUGAUUUUUUUUUGUGUGUGGGGGACCUCUUGUAGAGCACCCCUUCUUUCUUAGAGUAAGUAAUAUCCAGUACAGUAGUCGUGAAACUGAAUAAUUAAACCUUUGGCUUCUCUUAGGGAAAGCAGAGCCCUGGUUCUAGAUGUCCUGGUGAGAUCGAUGGUUUUAAUGUCCUUUUCCUUAAUGCUGCAAAUUAUCAGUAUUUAUAAAGUAACUGAUUUUGCACCACUUUUUUGUGACUGUGACCACAGCAGAACAAUGUCUCCUAGACUGUAUCUACAUAAAGUUACUAGAAUGGUGUCUGUCUGUCUUAGUGACACAUGGAUCACAGCUAACAACUUAAAAUCAGAGAUUGCCCGAUCCAAUUCAGCAUGGCUGUAGCUGACUAAAAAAUUUACAUAAUUAUUCUUUGCUAGCCUCUCUUACUAACUGAAUUUUUCACUGGCCAGUAAAAGGAGCCUCCUAGCUGAUGUUUUCAUGGGUUUUAAGGUUUCCUUCAAGGAAUACAAGUCAAAAAAACCACUCCAGAAAAUACAGGUCUGUUCUAUUUCAUCUAAAUGGCAGUCUACAAUAAAGGAUUUCCAAGGCUCUCUUUACCCCUGUGCGUGCGUGUGCGUGCGUGCACGAUAAUUCGUGUUCUCUAGUAGAGAUAGAGAGCAUUCAAUCUCCUGGAUGAGGAAAUCCUCAGGAGGCAGACUCAGCCAAGCUAAGUGACCCAGUCCUUGCCACCCUCUGCUGUGAGUCAGGAUUUGGUGAGACAGCGGCCAUUACACCAAGUGGAAGGAGUGUCUCCUUGCCAAGCUAGCUCUUAGAACUUGAGAUGACAAAACAGCUUCCACUUGGGCAAAUACAAAGUAGUACUAGAGUCUUGCUGUGGAAGAUGGGGUGCAGUGUGUCAAAAGAACUGUGUUACUAACACAUUGGAAGCUGAAGGUUGAGAAGGCUUCCUGGAUUGUUUUUAAACAGAACAAUGUGAAAACAUUCAAGAUUGGAAAGUUGCAUUUAAAGUGUGAUUAUUUCCUAGGCUCCUAUUACCAGAACGAUUAUCCUGGGUGUGGUUUCUUUGGUGUUAUAAAGGGUUAAUUUUACUUAAGGCAGUUACUUAAUGCGAUUUUUUUAACCCUUAAAAAAAGUGGGAGAUGUAUACAAUUGUUAAUGACAUGGAAGUUUCCUUUCUCCUGAGGAAAAGUGAAUUUCUUAUCAGAAUAUCUGGCUGGCCCUGUAAUUUAAAUUAAAAUAAAAUUUUGGAGAAACUG
This is a messenger RNA of Arvicanthis niloticus (Nile rat), 3854 nucleotides long. RefSeq names its product calcium binding protein 39 (gene Cab39). The record is from RefSeq and is a predicted model, not a curated record. Lineage: Eukaryota; Metazoa; Chordata; Mammalia; Rodentia; Muridae. Gene Ontology annotation, biological process: intracellular signal transduction. Gene Ontology annotation, molecular function: protein serine/threonine kinase activator activity.